CUGAUGCACUCAAGGAAUGGUUUACAAAACAUCUAAAUGACCAAUGGAUUAGAGAUCGAACAUUCUAUCAAUUUCGGUUUGUUAAGCGUUCUAGAGACCAAGAAGAAUUUGAUCGACGAAAGAUUACUAUCUUGGAUGUUAAAGAGUUUCAGUCUGCCAUCGGAAUUACAAACUUGACUAUUGCAGAAACUGUCACAUCUUAUUUUCGAACACACUGGUUCGACGAUUAG
Racocetra persica is the source of this 230-nucleotide messenger RNA. The record is from the annotation of a GenBank genome assembly. Lineage: Eukaryota; Fungi; Glomeromycota; Glomeromycetes; Diversisporales; Gigasporaceae.